GUUGUCCGUGGAUAAAAAGGACGAUGUUGUGCACGGUGACGGUAUAGCUUCGCCAAGAUAAUAAUUGCAACGAUUUGGAAGACUGCUACGCUACACCGAAUGCUCGAAGUGCAAAGAAAAACAACAACAAAUCACCCAAACUCUGGAAACAUGAAGAGCAGCGUGUGCAGGUGUCUGUUUGGCCCGGUGGAUCACGAGCAGCUGCGCCGAGACUUGGAGUUGAGCUUCCGUGAAAUAUCUCUGGAGGACAGCCACCGCUGGAACUAUAACUUCCACGCCGACACACCGUUGCCGGGCAGGUUUGAGUGGGAGGAAAGCCCCGCUGACUGCUCGGCGGAGUUUUACCGCAAGUCUCCCCGGCCCAAGCCCAUAUCUCCCGCCGGUGAGGACGAAGACAGUCCGGCUGAGUGUAAGGAAGGCAAGACCGACCGGGAGGACUGGCCCUGCGUCUCGAACAAGUGUCCCACUGAAGUGACGCCUGUCCGGAGGGGGAAGACUCCCCCCGUGAUGGUGGUCAAGCGCAGAGACCAUGUAGGAAUCACAGACGUUUGUGUCAAGAGGAGGAGGACUACAGAAGACAGACACAUCGACACUCUCACAACUUCCACUGAAUCAGCUUUGUGCAAACCACAACUCUGGUGAACUGCCCAAAUUGUCAACCAAUUGCUGCUUGAUUUUUUUAUUUUUUUCUCCCCCUUUUUUGUUUCCAUUGUAUUUUCUAGUUCUCCUAAUUUAUUUUAUUUAUUUUCGCUUUUAAUUUAAUGUUCAUUAUUUCUAUUAUGUUGUGACCAAAAAUGUUCAAACAUGUUACAAUUUGUUCAUUUCUUGACAUUGUUUGCUUAAAAUAUUUUAUGCUGUCUUGGUUAAUUUAAGGAAAACACUAUUCUGUUGCCUACUGCGUUGUAGAGCAAGCGAGGUUUUAAAUACCUGCUAAAGUUGUAAGUUUAAUAAACUGUUCCAUAAAUUUUUCA
Molecule: messenger RNA, 971 nt
Organism: Phyllopteryx taeniolatus (common seadragon)
Lineage: Eukaryota; Metazoa; Chordata; Actinopteri; Syngnathiformes; Syngnathidae
Gene: cdkn1ca
Product: cyclin dependent kinase inhibitor 1Ca
Exons: 2
Coding region: 100-642 (180 amino acids)
Biological process (GO): regulation of cell cycle
Cellular component (GO): nucleus
Molecular function (GO): cyclin-dependent protein serine/threonine kinase inhibitor activity
Source: RefSeq, a predicted model, not a curated record